CACUUCCUUCCUUUGACGUUAUGCCUGCACCCGACGCUCCGCCGACCUAUGAGUUGCAGCAGCAACCAGAACAACCACAAUCACAAUCCUCACAGCAACAACAGCCUCAGAAACUACGUGGCUACACGCCAGCUGCUGUCCUUAACUACAUUAUAAAUAAUCUGCGGAUCGAUGACCAUGCUCCUUGUAAUCAUUCGCUUAUAUCCUUCCAAGAGCCGGCACAAACCGAUGACGACAGCAGUAACAACAAUAGUAACGAUCAAAUCGAAAAAGAGAACCUACCACCGCCAUCGGCAAUAACCGAGCAGCCAGGAGAAAAGAUACCACAGUUUCUUUGUUUAAACUGCCAUGCCGUUAUUACAAUCGAGCCAAAUGCGGUCGAAUUACGCGACACUUGCUUGGCUGAAGGCUAUUCGACGCAUCACUUUCACGAAAACAGUGCCACGCAGUUCGAAUGUUGUGGAUGCCAUUACGGAGUGGAGUUCUCGAUCCAAGCACCACCCAUUCCACUUGCAGUGCUGCACAGUUUGACGGACGAACGCUCAAUAUUUCGCACCAGCGUGGAAGCAGCUCGCGGUGACCGUUCGCCAACGGUGAUUGAUGCGCUAAUUUUGUUACAGACCUAUGUAUGCGGUUUGCUCAAAGGCAGCCGCAGGGACAUUAAUGCAAACAACGCACACUUUCGAACGCGCAUCGGUGUAGAUCAAGCCAGUCAAUCGGUUUUAGCAGCUAUUGGUUUUACAUAUGAUGAGCAGUCGCUUCAUUUCAAGUCGCCAACCGAUGGUAGUCCAGCACUAGAGCGACAGCGGUUAUUGCUAUGCUAUGGUCAGCUCUUGGCCAUGUGCUACGAAUUACGCCAAGAAGUGCCAGCCACUGCCGGGACUGACCAAUAUUAUGACGCUGUAAACUCUGUUCAACAUGCCGAUCUGGAAGCACGCACUGCAUUAGGCGCCAACAACUUUUUGGAACCCGGCGUACCAUCAAAUACCAAUCCAAAAGUAGUCGCUUCAUAUGGGGCUCUAGGCACAGUGCCAGGUGCACAGGAUGAUCUAGUGAUAUGGCUGUACCGCAAGAUGGUGGAGGAGCAGCCAAACCAGGUUGGCUUUGCAAUGGAUGCGUUGGUGGCGGUUGCUGAAUCUCGAAGCAGUGAGACUUUGUUGACGGAAGUGGCUAUAGAGCGAAGUCAGGGACGUUUGGGUGAAAACGAGGUCAAGGAUGCGUAUACCUAUUUCGGUUAUAAUGAUGAUCCGAAAAAUGCAGACGAUCGAUUGCUUGCUGGAUUGUAUGACGUCAAGGUGUCGGACGAACCAAACGAUCAAGCGACACAUCGGAUGAAGCUGGGUAUCAUUGCCGAAGCCCGGAAUAGCGAGGUGCUGCAUGAUCUUUUGCGCGGUCCAAACUCAGGGAAGCUGCAAUUAGGCGACACACCUGUUGGACUAAACAAUAUCGGAAAUACGUGCUACCUCAAUAGCUUGCUUCAGUAUUAUUUCACUCUGACGCCGUUUCGCAGGGCAAUCCUUCAUGUAGACGACUACGUGGAAAAUGAAGAUGACCCAGAAUGGUCACCGAAAAAGAUCGGUGGUAUAGAAGUUGAUCAAAAGGAAGUGUACCGGGCAAAAAAAUUCGUGUUUCUGUUGAAGGAUCUAUUUACAAAUCUUGAAAAUGCUUCGCAACGUGCUAUCUCGCCCGAGUACGACCUCGCGUAUAUGGCACUUUUGAACGGUCGGUCCGUUGAAAAUGAUGCGCCUGCCGAUACAAAAGGAGAAUCAUCGUCUGGCUCUUCUAAAAAGGAGCCCGAGCAAGGCAAAGCGGCUGAAUUACAAGUAGAAAAGCAGGAUGAGUCAGAGUCUCAACAACAAUCUGCGGAUCUGGAUACGGAAAUGACAGAAGCUCAAGUACCAGGAACUCAGGAGCAAAAGCAGCAGCAGCCAGAAGAAGUGGAAAAGGAAGAACUAUCUCCGACUACACCGGCUCCAGUAUCGAAAACCGCAGACACUCCUGGCAGCUCCGAGCCUUUGCCUCAGGUUCCAGACAAUGACAACAUCAAUGAAGCUGUUAAAGAAGAAAUCGAAACAGCACCGCAACCACAGCCGGACGAGCUACCACCCGCUUAUGAGGACGUAAUCAUGGAAGACGAGCGGCCUAGCAUUCCAGAUAAGAAGCAUCUACUGGACAAGCCGUUACCAAAACCACUUCCAGGUACGCCACCUGCUCUUCCGCCACGCGAUCCACGACCUAGCGCUGCAAACAUCAUGUUUGGCAAACAACAGGAUGUUACUGAAUGCAUGGGCAACGUCAUGUAUCUAGUCGAGGCAGCACUCAAGCCAUUAGAAAAGAAAGAAAAUGGGGAGCAAAUACGAGACAUCGUGCGAGAUCUAUUCUAUGGCAAGGCACGACAAAUCCUGACAUACGAGGACACUGAGACAUCGAAGCAAGUGCGUAAAGUGCAAGAGGAAGACUUUAGUCAUGUCAUUGUGGAUGCUGCCGAAGGCAAGGACUUGUAUGAUGGUCUGGACGAGUACUUUUUCGCGGAUCGGGUAGAGGAUUUCCAUGCCGGUCGAGGAGCCAUGCGUGAAGUCACUGUUAGUACGUUCCCACCAAUACUCCAGAUCCAGGUUCAGCGAGUUCAAUUCGAUCGGACAACUGUCAACGUUUACAAAUCCAAUGCUUUUGUGAAGUUCGACAAGAUGCUUUAUCUCGACCGAUACUGCGAAUAUAACUUUGAGCAACUCGCCGUUCGUCGUACACAAGUAACUGGAUGGCGUAAGGAACUUGAAUCCAACCAAAGCGUCAUUCACAAACUUACUGACACCAAGACAUAUCCGAUGCCUAUACCUGAACUGCUGGAAGCAGCAUCAUCUAUCUUGGAAGAGCAUAUAAAAGACAGCGAUGAUGCAGCAACAAAUGAAGAGGACGUUGCCAAGUACAAGCAAGCGUUGGAGCUUUUGCGACAAAACGAAAGGGAGAUUCGAGAAAAGAUCCACAUUAGUCAAGCCAAUAUACAAGAAUUGCAGCAAAAGAUCCAUGGUCAAUACGAUGAUUUGAAACAAGUUGCUUAUCGCUUGCACGCAGUGUUUAUUCACCAAGGUCAAGCAAACUAUGGUCAUUACUGGAUUUAUAUCUACAACCACCAAAAAGAACAAUGGUGGAAGUACAAUGAUUCAAGAGUUACCAAGGUUGAAGAAUCCGAGAUUUUACAAAACACUACAGGAUCGACUGCCAACCCUUACUUUCUGGUAUAUAUCAAGGACUCUGACGCAGAUGAGCUUGUACAGACGUCGGUCCCCAACAGUGAUGAGAACAGCGGUGCUGAACAACAAGGAGAGGAACAACAGCAGCCAAUGGAAGAGGUGUCAUAG
This is a messenger RNA of Zychaea mexicana, 3359 nucleotides long. RefSeq lists its product as uncharacterized. NCBI's taxonomy places the organism in Eukaryota, Fungi, Mucoromycota, Mucoromycetes, Mucorales, Lichtheimiaceae. The transcript has 10 exons. Gene Ontology annotation, molecular function: proteasome binding; cysteine-type deubiquitinase activity. Bases 21 to 3359 code for a protein of 1112 amino acids. The record is from RefSeq and is a predicted model, not a curated record. Gene Ontology annotation, biological process: protein deubiquitination; proteasome-mediated ubiquitin-dependent protein catabolic process; regulation of proteasomal protein catabolic process.